Spinacia oleracea (spinach) is the source of this 1487-nucleotide messenger RNA. Its product is annotated as protein RAE1. Gene Ontology annotation, molecular function: protein binding. The record is from RefSeq and is a predicted model, not a curated record. NCBI's taxonomy places the organism in Eukaryota, Viridiplantae, Streptophyta, Magnoliopsida, Caryophyllales, Amaranthaceae. The coding region runs from base 163 to 1218 and encodes 351 amino acids. The transcript has 12 exons.
AGUUAUUCGGUUUCCCUCCACGGCGUUCAUCCAACGCUAACUCAUGUCUUCACUUCCCAAAUAAAACCCCCCAAACUCCCCUUUUCUGCAAAUUUCUCCUAAAUUCUACCCCUUUUUCUUCUCUCUUCAUACUUUUGAUACUUCUUUAUCAAUUCAGCUCUAAUGUCGAAUUUUACAUCUCUUACGAAUUUGGGUCAAAAUACAAAUCCAAAUAAGUCAUAUGAGGUGCCUCAACCACCAACUGAUUCUGUGUCAAGCCUUCAUUUUAGUCCCAAGGCUAAUCAUCUUAUUGCAACUUCAUGGGAUAAUCAGGUACGCUGUUGGGAGAUAAUGCAAAGUGGAACUAACAUUCACAGUGCACCGAAAGCAGCUAUAUCUCAUGAUCAGCCGGUUUUAUGCUCCGCUUGGAAGGAUGAUGGAACAACUGUGUUUUCAGGAGGCUGUGACAAACAGGUGAAGAUGUGGCCUUUGUUGUCUGGUGGGCAACCUGUUACUGUGGCUAUGCAUGAUGCGCCUAUUAAAGAUAUGGCCUGGAUUCCUGAGAUGAAUGUUUUGGUUACUGGGAGCUGGGACAAAACUCUUAGGUACUGGGACUUAAGGCAGCAAAAUCCGGUUCACACCCAACAACUCCCAGAGCGCUGCUUUUCAUUGACUGUGAGACAUCCUCUUAUGGUUGUUGGAACAGCGGAUAGAAAUAUCGUAGUGUUCAAUUUGCAGAACCCUCAGGCUGAAUUCAAAAGGAUAAUGUCUCCACUUAAAUACCAGACAAGGUGUCUUGCUGCAUUUCCUGAUAAGCAAGGAUUUUUGAUUGGAUCAAUCGAGGGACGAGUUGGAGUUCAUCAUCUGGAUGAUGCGCAACAAACCAAAAAUUUCACUUUCAAAUGUCAUAGAGACAACAAUGACAUUUAUUCUGUCAACUCUUUGAACUUCCACCCUGCACAUGGCACCUUUGCAACUGCAGGAUCUGAUGGUGCUUUUAAUUUUUGGGAUAAGGACAGUAAACAGAGACUGAAGGCGAUGUCGAGAUGCAAUCAACCAAUAUCUUGCAGUGCCUUCAACAAUGAUGGAUCCAUAUUUGCAUACUCGUCAUGUUAUGACUGGAGUAAAGGUGCCGAGAACCAUAACCCAGCAACUGCAAAGUCCUACAUAUUUUUACACUUACCACAGGAGGCUGAGGUGAAAGGGAAGCCUAGAGUGGGCAACACUAAUCGGCGAUGAAGGCUGGUGUUUGGAGCUCAUGCAAUUUUCCUGCAGUGUACAUGGCAAAUAGUUUGGAUAUAUUUGGCGUAGUCUGUUCGGAGUAGUACCUUUCUUCUUUUGAGUAGCUGAUGUUUGACCUCUUGGAAUAGCUUUCUAGCUUCUACUAGCUCCUGUUUAUAUGUUCUGUUGUCAAUAUUGGUCGAUGGUAUGAUAUACGGAGUACUUCUGUAUUCGGAUUUUAGUCAGCGAAAUAAACUUCCAAUUGCAUAAGGAAGACUUUAUCCCUA